AUGAUUAAUCGCAACUAUAAUGCACGAAUCAUAUAUGAUGAAAUUGCUCCAAUUAUCAAGAAUCCUUUUGGAAACGGUUCAGUCCAAUGUUAUAAUAUGAGAAAUGAUGUUAUCAUAUGUUCAUCUGAUAAUACAUGCAGUUUAGAAUAUAAUCAACUAGAAAAUAAGUUCAGAUCACGUGGUUGCUAUCCAACUCGUGAACCUAGUGUUUAUGUUUAUGAUGGUGACUCUUAUACAUCAUUUCAAAUUAGAUGUAAUCGCGAUUUAUGCAAUAACGAGGAAACAUAUUCACAAAUAAAAAAUAUAUUAAGCAAGUAUAGCUUAACAGAUAAUAAUGGACGACGAAUUGCCAAUGGAAAUAAACAAAUGGUUUCUUUACUAUUAAUGUCGUCCGCUUUGAUUUUUAUAAUUUGCUAUUUUUUCUAA
Messenger RNA from Rotaria sp. Silwood2, 426 nucleotides. The record is from the annotation of a GenBank genome assembly. NCBI's taxonomy places the organism in Eukaryota, Metazoa, Rotifera, Eurotatoria, Philodinida, Philodinidae.